UUAGUUGUGUUAAUUAACUCAUUUCCUGUGGUUAACUUUACUUCCUGUAUUGUACUUUUCUGUUAUUGUGGUUUCUGUUCGUUAGUAGGUUCUUUCUGUAUAGUUGUUCUUUGUUCCCUUUGUGCCUAGCUAUAGGGGCCCGCUCCAGGCGGCUCUUUGUGUAUGGGAGCCUCUGCUCCACUGCCUUUUGUCUUGUACAUACUUAUACCUUUGUUCUUGUGCAUUUUAUCAGUUGUUGAAUACGAUUUCACUAAACUCAAAUGUCUGCAUGAACCUGCGACAUAACAAUUGGCGACGAGGAUUACAACGGCAACCAAACCAAGUACUACCCCAUGGCUCAUCUCUCAAUCGGCACUAUUGGCUCCUUCCAACCCAGCACGGAGGAUUGGAAAGCGUAUACAGAGCGACUUCAACUCUUUUUUGUCGCUAACGGCAUUGAUGACGCAGACAUACGUCGUGCAACUCUUCUCACCGUGUGCGGACCGUCAACGUAUGGACUCGUCCGUGAUCUACUUGCUCCCGCAGCUCCUACCGAAAAAACAUUCGAAGAACUUGUUGCUCUGGUUCAGGAACACCAGCAGCCUACACCCUCACCCAUCGUCGAGAGGUACACCUUCUUUACAAGAGUACAACACUCAGGAGAGACGAUCAAUGACUAUGUGGCCCAGCUCCGCAAGAUUGCUAAACACUGCCAGUUUGGCGAAACCCUCAACGACAUGCUCCGAGACCGCAUUGUUUGUGGAUGUCGAGACAAGAAGCUCCAGUACAAGCUUUUGGCUGACCCUGCACUCACUUUUGACAGCGCUCUGGCUGUUGCAAAGGCAUCGGAACUAGCUGAUCGUGGCACCAGAAAUCUCUCUGGACAGGACGCGUCUGUAAACCGUCUAUUGGACAACCGUCGACGCAAGCCUCCACUCCCUCGGGAGAAACCUCCCUCAAUUGGCCCAACACAACCGUGUUUUCGUUGUGGUGCAGCUCAUCCGGCAACUACGUGCAAGUUUCGCACAAGCACUUGUCACUACUGCAAGAAGCAAGGGCAUAUCUCAAAGGUCUGCAGAAAGAGAACAAGAGACUCAAAAGCAGACAAAACUGCAUCUAGAUCUACUAACCAGCUGACUGGUUCUAAUGAUGAUGAUGAGGAGGACACAGAUGAGUACAGCUUGUUCUACUCCUCCGCUGGCCGCACUCAGCCAAUCACUGUACCUGUUACUCUCAAUGGACUGGAUACUACCAUGGAAAUUGACACAGGUGCAGCCCUCUCUGUGAUGAAUGAACACACGUACCGAUCGCUGUGGCCUAAACGGAAGCCCCCUCUCAAACCCACUUCAAUCCGACUCAAGACCUACACUGGUGAGCACAUUGUGGUAAAGGGCAUAAUUCGUGUGCAUGUUCUGUACCAAGCACAGCAGGCGGAAUUGGAUCUCCUUGUUGUCGCUGGCAAAGGACCCUCCUUGCUGGGACGAGACUGGCUGGAGAACCUAAGACUGGAUUGGCAAAGCAUUAAAUACUCAACGACCGUGGCCGACGAUCUCCAGGAGAUCUUAGACAAGCAUUCCACAGUGUUCGGGAAGGACCUCGGGCACAUCAAGGAUGCUCCUGCUACUAUUCAUAUUGAUCCAGCGCACAAACCUCGAUUUUGCAAGGCCCGUCCUGUUCCCUACUCUCGCCGCUCGAAGGUGGAGAAAGAAAUCUCACGUCUCGAAGAACAAGGCGUUAUUGAACCAGUGCAGUUCUCCGAUUGGGCAGCUCCUGUCGUACCGGUGGUCAAGAAGGAUGGCUCUAUCCGACUGUGCGGUGACUACAAGGUUACUGUCAACACUGUGGCUAAACCUGACACUUACCCUCUACCUCGCAUUGAGGACAUCUUUGCCUCUCUGGCAAAUGGUAAAUCAUUUACUAAGUUAGACCUUGCACACGCCUACCAACAGAUCUCACUGACGGAGGAAUCCAAGGUCCUGACGACUGUCAACACUCACAAGGGUCUCUUUCGGUAUAACCGUCUACCGUUUGGGGUCUCAGCUGCUCCAUCAAUAUUCCAACGAACCAUGGAGAGCCUCAUGCAGGGUCUACCUCACGUAGUGGUGUAUAUUGACGACAUCCUCGUGACAGGAUCCACUGAAGAAGAGCACCUUCGCACUCUAGAAGAAGUCCUAGACAGACUUGAGAAGGCCGGAGCUCGCCUGAAACGUGAGAAAUGCAGAUUCAUGCUUUCCAUGGUGGAGUACCUAGGUCACCGGAUCUCUGCUGACGGUCUCCAGCCCACGGACGCAAAAAUCAAGGCAUUGAAACAAGCACCCAUUCCCCGGAAUGUUACUCAGCUGAAGGCAUUUCUAGGCCUCCUGAAUUAUUAUGGCAAGUUUGUACCUAAUCUCUCUACUCUGCUCGCCCCCCUUCACAAGUUACUACGAAAGGCUACUGCCUGGAUUUGGGGCCCUGAUCAGCAGAAGGCGUUCGACCAGGCCAAGCAAACCUUGACGUCAGACAGAGUCUUAGCACACUAUGACCCAUCUCUACCUCUCAUCUUGGCAUGUGAUGCCUCGCCGUAUGGAGUUGGAGCUGUGCUCUCUCAUCGUUUCCCGGACGGCACCGAGAAACCUGUGGCCUUCAUAUCUCGCUCACUUGGUCCGGCUGAAAAGAAAUACUCCCAGCUGGACAAAGAGGGGUUAGCUAUUAUUUUUGGUGUUAAACGUCUCCACCAAUAUCUGGUUGGCAGACAGUUUACCAUAUUGUCUGACCACAAGCCCCUGCAGCACCUGUUCAAAGAGAACGCAGGUGUACCUGUCCUGGCCUCAGCUCGACUUCAACGAUGGGCACUCAUCCUAGGCGCGUACAGCUACACGAUCGAGUACAAGCCAGGACCAGACCAUGCCAAUGCUGAUGUCUUCAGUCGUCUCCCUCUCCCAGAAUGUGCUACCAAAGUACCGACCCCUGGAGAGAAUAUCCUGGCUAUCAGCAUGCUGGAAUCCCUACCAGUCACGGCAAGAGAAAUUACAUCCUGGACAGAGAAGGAUCCGGUCCUCUCUCGAGUUCGCCGUAUGCUUGCUUCUGGCUGGAGAGACAAUACCGACGCAGAACUCAAACCCUACCAGCAACGACACACUCAACUUAGCCUCCACGAUGGCUGUGUCAUGUGGGGAAGUCGCGUGGUCAUCCCACCUCCAGGAAGGGAGAGAAUUCUCGAGGAACUGCAUGAAGGACACCCGGGCAUCUCGAAAAUGAAGAGUCUCGCCCGAUGUUUUGUAUGGUGGCCCGGAAUGGACAAAGCACUCGAAGAGAAAGUCAAGCUGUGUGACGCCUGCCAGCGAACCAGGAAACUCCCUCCAGUGGCACCGAUUCAACCCUGGGAAUGGCCAGAACGCCCCUGGGCUAGGCUGCACAUCGACUACGCUGGCCCUCUUCUCGGACACAUGUUCUUGGUCGUAGUAGACGCCCACUCGAAGUGGAUGGAGGUGAAAGCUGUACGGCACGCUACCACGGCUACUACCCUCACUGAACUCAGGUCGAUCUUCGCGACUCACGGCAUACCUGAAUUGCUCGUGUCAGACAACGGAUCAGUGUUCACCAGUGUUGAAUUCAAGGACUUUGUAAAAACACAAGGAAUUCGACACACUACCUCAGCACCAUACCACCCCGCAACAAAUGGAUUGGCAGAACGAGCCGUCCAAACCUUCAAGGCUUACAUGAAGAAAGCCCCUAAUGCCCCACUCAGAGACAACCUAUCUCAGUUUCUGUUUCAGUACAGAAUGACGCCGCACUCCACAACAGGCAUCUCCCCAUCUGAGCUACUACUGAAUCGCCGACCUCGCUCUAAGCUUGACCUAGCUAUCCCGAACCUGACUCAGAAAGUUCGCGCGAAACAGCUGAAGCAAAAGAUUGGUCAUGAUCAGCAUGCUGUGGCUCGGAAGUUCGAUGUUGGAGACAAAGUCUAUGUUUGUGAUCUGCCCUCCAAGAAGGACUGGGUUCCCGGCACAAUUGAAAGUACAGCUGGCCCUCUGUCUUUCAACGUUACCCUGAUGACUGGUCAGACGUUUCGUCGACACGCAGAUCAUCUUCGCCCCCGCUCUACAGUCGAACAACAACCCCUGACUGAUUGGACUGAUAUACCGGAACUAGAUCAUGAUACCGAAACACCCGACUUGAACUCUGAACAAUCACCACCACCACCAGCUGGCUCGACACUAGCAACUCCAAGUGUUCGUCGGUCAGCUCGAGCGACAACCGCUCCAGACUACCUUGUGGACCAUUACUAGUUUGUAGUGAGUUAUUUUAUAUGUUGAUGUAACGCUUCCAUCUAGUAGGGGAGGAAGUGUAGUAAUGUGCAUAGUGUUUACUUUUAGUUGUGUUAAUUAACUCAUUUCCUGUGGUUAACUUUACUUCCUGUAUUGUACUUUUCUGUUAUUGUGGUUUCUGUUCGUUAGUAGGUUCUUUCUGUAUAGUUGUUCUUUGUUCCCUUUGUGCCUAGCUAUAGGGGCCCGCUCCAGGCGGCUCUUUGUGUAUGGGAGCCUCUGCUCCACUGCCUUUUGUCUUGUACAUACUUAUACCUUUGUUCUUGUGCAUUUUAUCAGUUGUUGAAUACGA
This is a messenger RNA of Halichondria panicea, 4578 nucleotides long. RefSeq lists its product as uncharacterized. The transcript has a single exon. Gene Ontology annotation, molecular function: aspartic-type endopeptidase activity; nucleic acid binding. Gene Ontology annotation, biological process: proteolysis; DNA integration. NCBI's taxonomy places the organism in Eukaryota, Metazoa, Porifera, Demospongiae, Suberitida, Halichondriidae. Bases 333 to 4250 code for a protein of 1305 amino acids. The record is from RefSeq and is a predicted model, not a curated record.